UGGUAAAUACAAGAACCAGACUUUAUUUUUAGGACAAAAAAUAUGGAUAAAUGGGGUAUUUUGGUAUUUAGGGUUUUAUUUGUUACUCUCUAAGCUGGCCACGGUUUUGAACCGUUGAUAUUAUCACCACAAGCCGUGGCCCACCUUCACAUAAUCCAUCUUCCACCACAAUUUCCCCUACAACCCCAAUUUCAGAGCCAAAGCAAGAGUUUUUACAUCCAAAAAUCCAAUUUUUAUGAACAUCAGAGAUACUAUAGAAGAGGGUAAUUCAUGAAUAUGCAUGGAUUUGUUCGUUCUUUAACACCCGAUACCCUUCUCUUUAUCCCUCAUUUCUCUUCAACAUCGUUCCUUAUUCUUCAAAAGCAAACAAAUUUAUCAAUUCCCAGAUUCAGAUAUUGCCAAAGAGGUGGUUUUGGCUUUGGUUUUGCCUCAAGACCAUUUGCACCAGUUGUAUUCAGGUAUUACAAGAAGAGAAAUGGUGUUACCCUUUUGAGAGCGAGUUGGAGAGAGUCUCCUUAUGAAGUUUUGGGUGUUUCUCCUUCUGCGACACCUGAUGAAAUUAAAAGGGCUUAUAGGAAACUUGCUCUGAAGUAUCACCCUGAUGUCAACAAAGAGGCAAAUGCACAGGAGAAAUUUAUGAGGAUUAAGCAUGCAUAUAAUAUAUUGCUGAACUCUGAAUCUCGGAGAAGAUACAACUAUGGCAACCGCACAUCUGAUUUUUCGUACUCUGGAACUCAACGAAGUCAGAGCACGAAUGUCCAAGAUGAAGAAUUCUAUGGAUUUGGUAAUUUUUUGAGGGAUGUUCAAAUUACGCUAGAGGACUUCUUUAGAGACCUUCAAGAAGAAUUUCGGAAUUGGGAAUCAAGUUUGUCUUCACAAGAAAAACCAAAAAGCUUGUGGGAGGAAUUAGCGGCUAUUGGAGAGGAGUUUGUGGAAUUUCUGGAGAAAGAGCUCAAUAUAGCUGAUGAAGAAGUUGAAGCAAAAAAUAGAGAUGACUUCAGUACUUCAGAGAAAACAGGAAGCAGUUUUCAAAAUGAAGCUAACAAGGGUAGCAGCAUUGAGGAUAACAUUGAUGAGAUAGAAGCUACUCUUGCUAAGUUGAAAAAGGAACUAGGUUUAUAACAUGGAAAUGCAGCUUUAUAUUUUGCCCUGACACAGACCAACCAUUCUGUGAGCUUACCAUGCAGGGAAGUGAAUUAUCCGAAGUUCACAUGCAAUAUCCAUCUUUUCUUCAAAUCGUUUCCUCCCCCCUGUCGAUGUUUUCAUUACACUGUCGAUGUUUUCAUUACCAAUUUAGAAGCUCAGAGAAAGGGAAAGGUACUUCUACUUUAGUCAGCAUUGAAAGAUUGCUACUUGCUAAUUGCAGUAAUUGUAAAAAACAGGCCUUUUCCCUGACUGUUACCACUUCUUUUCUUGAAAUCGUUUCCUCCCCCCCCCCCUUUUUUUUUCUUCUUUUUCUUGGUAAAGUGGUAGCUGAUAGCAACAUAGUGGUUGACCGUUAUUGUAUGUUGGGUUUGUACCUAUUGUAAUCUGAAAGCAAAU
Messenger RNA from Durio zibethinus, 1542 nucleotides. Its product is annotated as Chaperone DnaJ-domain superfamily protein. The record is from RefSeq and is a predicted model, not a curated record. Gene Ontology annotation, biological process: protein refolding. Lineage: Eukaryota; Viridiplantae; Streptophyta; Magnoliopsida; Malvales; Malvaceae. Gene Ontology annotation, cellular component: cytoplasm.